AAAAUAUUAAUUGAUUUUUUAAUAGAAGACAAAUAAUAAAUAAUAAAUAUUUUUUUUAAUAUGGAAAUUCAAAGCAAUUAGUUUCAUCAUCAUCAUCCUGAAAAUCCUUUUUAAAGCAUUCAAGAUACUCCAAAUUAAUCUGAUUAUUAAAAAAAUCUCAUGUAUAAUAUGAUGAAAGAUUAAAAAGAAGCUAUAAAUCUUGCAAAUCAUAGUAAAUUAAUCACGAAUAAUUAGUAGAUAUGUAAUAUGCUCAGUGCUCCAAUUUACGUUUAAAAGCUGAAGAGAAGGUCAAUUAGUACAAAUAUGAUUAAGGCAAAUCAAUAACAAGGAUGUGAUUUUGGUGAUGAUCAUAUGUAAAAUAUCAAUCAAAAUGUUCCAAGUCAGCUCAUUUCAAAAAUAAAAGAAACACUUAAUUUUUAGCACCCUCAAGCAAUUAUUAGAAAAGCAUCAACUUCUUAAAUAAAAAAAAGACAAAGAGUUUAUAGCUAUAAUAAUUUAUUUGCUGCUUAGCCUAAGAGCUAGCUUUUAUAAAAUGAAGAAAAAGUAUAAAUUGCUGAAAAUAAUUAAAAUUAGACAUAAAAGAAUAAUAUUUAGCUUAAUAGAACUACUCUCUCCGCUUCUGUUAAAAAUAAGAUAAAUAUUGAUUCUAUAUAACGAGAUUAAAAGGUUUCUUAAUAAUAAUAGCAAACUGCUUCAGAAUUACUAGGAGAAUAAUAGUACUAAGCAAGUCAAUAAGGAAGUAGAAAAUUAACUUUGAGACAUCAAGUAUAUGCUGAUGUAUUUUUAAAAGACAAGAAACCUGCAGAUCAAUUUGCUUCCAAUUUAUAAUAAAAAGAAAAUGAAUAAAUUUAUCUACAAAAGCUGUAAUAUCAAUAUGUAACCCCAUAAAAGUAAUAAUAAAAUAAUUAAAAUUAGUAAAUACAGUUAAAUGAAUAACAAGAACAGUGUUAAGCAAACUAAUUUUAUGUUAAAAGCAAAAUUAAUUCUAAUUUUAACUCUAAUCUAUAAAAAAAUAUUAUAUCUAUGAGUCGACCUUCAUCUAAUACAAAGCUGAGAAGCUAUGAUAUUAAGUAAAAAAAGAGGGAAGAUAUUAUCGAUGCUUAAGAUUUAUUUAAAUUACAAAAUGCUCAUUAAAAUACAUCAAUCAAAGAAAGAAGUCCUAAUAUGAAUCCUUACUAUUAUUCUUAUAAAUAAUCAAGGUCAAAUUCUAUUCAAACUAACACUGAAAUAAAUAAAAUUAUUUAAUAUGAGGACAAUAAUCUUAAUAGUAAAAGCUGUUAAGGCGUAGAAUAUUAUUAAAAACUGCAUGAAAUAAUUAUGUCAGAAUCGAUUCUUGCUAAAUUAGAAAAACCUCAGUGCAGACACAGCUACUAUUUAGAAGGGUAAGAUAAAAUCAAAGAAUACACCAAAUACAUUUUUGAAGCUUUUUAAAAUUACACAUUAGAGAUAUCUAAAAAUCAGAAUGAUUUAGGAUUCUGUAGUUUGUAUUUAUCCGCACUAUAAAAAGUAUUUACUGAAAUAAAUUCAUUUAUCUCUAAAACCGUAAUCGCUCUACCUGAUUAAAUAGCUGUUGAUUAAAUGAAAAAUGUUAAGAGUCUCUUAGAAGUUAUUGUCAAAAUGAAUAAUCCUACCUUAAAAUAGUUUUUGAAACCAACCAUCUUAUAAUUAAAUGAAGAGAAGCUAAAAUUAAUACAAGAACUCUCCCUUCUUCCAACUCCCUCCACUCUUAAAUUCGUCGAAUUAUUCAAUGACAUAGACAAAUACUUUAAUAUUUACCAUGAUUAGAUAGAUUAGCUAUAAAAUAACAUAAUUUAACAAGAAAAUUAGAUAAAAGAGAUAAAUGAAAUGCUGUAUGGUGCAGAAUAGACUAUUCAAAUAAAGAAUCAGAUGCACUAAUCUUAGUUCUAAAGCAAUUAGCAAUAUCAUGAAAAGGAAGAAAUGAUUUUGAAAUUAAAUCAAAGCAUUGAACAAAAUUUUACUAGUAGAAUUUCAUAGCUCAAGUAAUCGGAAGAGUAAAAUAACAAAGAGUUAGAUGAAAAUAAGAAAACAAUUAAUUUGCUUAAUAAAUAAAUUUAUGAAUUGAAGGAAAGACUUAAACUGCUUUCUUAAAAAAAGAAAUCUGAAGACAAGUCUUCUUAAAUAAAUAUGAUAAUUAUUCAUCCUUAAACAAAGAACUACACAUAUAAAUUAUAGAAGUAUAUAAAGGAUUAUUAUCCUUCUCCUUUUAGAUUUUCGUAAAAUUGUGUUUUGGCUUUUGUUAAUUGCAUUUUAUGUGAUAAGAUAAAAGAUGAUUAUACUUCCUUUUUAGCUAAACUACCUUAUAUUCCUCUCUAUAAAUAUACAGCUUUGUGGUUUAUGAAAUAAUUCGGGUAAAAAGAAGUAGCAUCUCAUUUUUUAAAUGAUUUUAUAGAGAGCUUAUCAGAAAUGAACAUCAAAAAUAGAUAAAUUGAAUUCUAUUGUAGCUUAAUUGGUUUAAGUAAAAAUAAAUUGAAAGAAGAAAUGUAAAAUAACAAAGGAAAUCAGGGCAUCUAAGCUUGCAUUAAAUCAAUCAUUCUGCAAUCAAAUUUAUUUUAUCAAAUAUAUUAUGAUGUCGCUUCAACUUACAGAAAAAAACUAGAAGAAAAAUAAGAAAAUUAUAAUAGACCUUACUUCUUUCAUUAAUAUGAAAAAAACGAUGAAAUAUCUCUUAAAAGUGCUCAAUAGAUUGUGUCGAAGCACUUAAAAGUUUUUGUAAAUGACCAGCAAGAACUAGAAGAUUACUUAGAGCUAUUUAAUAAAAUAGAAUUGACUUAACAUAUUUACAAUUAAACUCAGAAAUAGUAUAAUUUCUAAAUUUUAAAAUAAAAUAUUGAUUUAGUUGAGGCAAAAGAAAGUUCUUAGUUUAAGUAAAUACUAAAGAAAAACUCAGGAAUAACUGUUCCAUUGAGCAACAUAGGUUAAUUUGUAAUAGAUUGUGUGUCUAAUAUAGAGUCAGAAAGAUUGUUGCAGUUUUUAUUUGCACUCAAAACUCAAUAGCUUGAAAAACUUAACCAAUUAUUGUCCUUAGAAGAAUAUAAAAUUACUAUGCUUAGUUUUUAUCCUUUAAAUAAUAAAGCAUUUUACGAAAAUACAUUUGCUUGCUAUUCUCUUUAGAAUGUCGUUAAAAUCUUUGAAACAACAAAUUACGACUAAAAUAUUAAAUGCCUGCAAAAAUUUGUCAAUUUCAUUGUUGAUAAUAGGACUUAGGAUUCCUUUUAUGCUCAAGUGGAGGAAGGAUAAUCUUUCUAAAGUCCUAGGGCUUCACCUCACUCUCCUAAAAAGUACAAGAAUUCAAACUCUAUAAAAUCAUUUAGUUAAAUUAAGCUAGAAAAUGUUGAUUAAAAUACACAGAAUCAAAGCUCUCAAAAAAUAUAAAAAAGUAAAACUCUUAAUGUAAAAAUCUAAAGUUCAUAAGCUAAUAGUUAAACUUAAAAUUUUACAUCAAAAAACAUUGAAUCUUAAAACGAAUUAAAUAGAUCGUCUUUAAGCAGCUUUGAAGAAAGCAGCCCUUCAAAGCUCAGACAUAUUUAAAUAGUGAAUUUCAUGCAUUCAUAAUCAAGUCCAUAAACACCUUUAAGAUAAGGAAGUUAAAGCCCUAAAAAACUGAUAAAAUCAUAAAAUAAAACAAAAUCUGGAAAUAAUUCGCCUUAAAAGUCAUAAAAAAGUAUAUUAAGUCCUAUACGUUCAUAGCAAGACUUCUUUUUUUCAACUAGAAUUUUAUUUAAACAGGAAUUUGAAAAUAAAGUGAUUGAUGCAUUCUUCAAACAACACUUGAACACAGUUGCUAAUAUAGUGAUUAUAGAAGAAGUCUACAACAACCUUUUAAACCUUAUAAAAAAAGAAUAAUAAACAGAUGACAGAAUCAAAAAAAUCCAUGAUUCGUUUAAAUACUACCUUCAAACAGCAAAAAAUUAAAAUUACAUUACAACUAAUUAUAUUACAAGACAUAGUUUUAUAUAGUAUGUUAUUAGUGCUUGGGAUGAGCUAAGAUUACUUCUGAAUUUUAUUUCUCUCUCAUUCACUUCUAAGCAAAACUAAGUAAAAAAGUGA
Molecule: messenger RNA, 4068 nt
Organism: Tetrahymena thermophila SB210
Lineage: Eukaryota; Ciliophora; Oligohymenophorea; Hymenostomatida; Tetrahymenidae
Exons: 2
Source: RefSeq, a predicted model, not a curated record